Messenger RNA from Aplysia californica (California sea hare), 1667 nucleotides. RefSeq names its product dopamine beta-hydroxylase-like. NCBI's taxonomy places the organism in Eukaryota, Metazoa, Mollusca, Gastropoda, Aplysiida, Aplysiidae. Gene Ontology annotation, molecular function: copper ion binding; dopamine beta-monooxygenase activity. The transcript has 12 exons. The record is from RefSeq and is a predicted model, not a curated record. Gene Ontology annotation, cellular component: secretory granule membrane. The coding region runs from base 282 to 1667 and encodes 461 amino acids. Gene Ontology annotation, biological process: octopamine biosynthetic process; dopamine catabolic process; norepinephrine biosynthetic process.
UCCCAUAUCCUGUCAUCUUAUUCCUCUUCAUUCGGAAGUGUUGGUUCCCUGUGGCAACGUCACCACUUGCGAAUAUUCCAGCCCACAAGUUGAGCAAUUCUUGUUUUGGGAGCUGUCGAAAUACUGUUCUGUGUCUGUGGUUCAGGUCAGGGUUAACUUUUCUUCGACAUCAGCGUGUGUGACUUCGAGACCAAAGUAGCCAAUCAUCUGUCUGUACAAUAAACAUUUACAGGAAAGUAUAAUAGGCCUACGACAGGUGAGCUCACCACACACACUUCGCCAUGUGGUCCGGCAUUGACAUCGUUGCCAUGCUGUCACUGCUCACUCUCAGCACCAUGGGGCAUCAAUAUGAAGUCUACCUUGACCCCAAAGGUCGUUUUCGGUUUCAGUGGUCCGUGGAUUACCACAGGGAGAUGGUGGAAGUGAGGCUGUCUGCCAGGGCAACAGACAGGUCAUGGUUUGCGGUAGGAUUUUCUGACUACGGGAAUGUAACUCUGGCUGACUUGCUUGUGCUUUGGACAGACAAAGAGAAGAAAUAUCAUACUGUGGACGCGCACACGGACAAACAUGGGACCCUGGAGGCUGACCACCAACAGGACUACCACGUGACUGCCGUGACGUCAACACGAGGAGGGGGCGUGGUUUUGAGCUUCAAGAGACGUUUUGAUACGUGCGACACAGAGGACUACACGCUCGAUAGAGGCACGACCCACAUUCUGUAUAUAGAGGCUCCUCCUGGAUGGGAAGAAGGCGAAAGUCCUCUCGGGAAGCGAAUUACUGAAUUCCCAAGCGGUUUACAGAGAGUUCAGCUGCUCAAACCAGAAGUACCUCCUCAGAUACUCCCAGCGGAUACUUGGACUUUCGAAAUCCGCGCCCCUCAAAUCCUGGUCCCUGCCAAGGAGACAACGUACUGGUGGCACACAACCAUCUUGCCGAACAUUCCAGAAAAACAUCACAUCAUCAGAUAUGAAGGCGUCAUCGGGGAAGGGAGCCAUGAUCUCGUCCAUCACAUGGAGGUGUUCCACUGCCCACUGGACAAAGGAAGCAGUAUUCCGUACUUCAGCGGGCCCGGCCUGGGGGAAGGAAAGCCACACGGUCUGGAAGUCUGCAGGGAGGUCAUCGGAGCAUGGGCUAUGGGAGCGGAGGUGACUUGUCCUGUUCCAAUCUUUGUAUCUCGAGACGGCCGCAUGGACACAUCGGGCAUCCGAUUCUACGUGACGUCACAACUCCGCCCCCAGGAAGCGGGCAUCAUGGAGCUAGGUCUGGAGUACACCAACAAGAUGGCGAUACCUCCUGGACAACGCCGCUUCCAGCUGACGGGCUACUGUGUGCAUGACUGUACCAGACUUGGUCUCCCUCCUGGCGGUAUACGUGUGUUCGCCUCCCAGCUGCACACUCACCUGACUGGACGCCGUGUCGUCACACGCCACGUGAGGAGAGGACGGGAACUGCGUGUGCUCAACGAGGAUAAACAUUACAGCCAGCACUUUCAGGAGAUACGGCGUCUUCAACCACCGGUGGCUGUGUAUCCUGGUGAUGAUCUGCUGACUACGUGUGAGUAUGACACGACGUCAAGGCCUAACGUUACUGUGGAUCCAUCCCAGAGUCUGUCUGAAGACCCAGAUAUACCCCAUAAACUCGAGGGUUCGAUCCCCGAUCAGGUCUAA